Messenger RNA from Tribolium madens (black flour beetle), 3315 nucleotides. Its product is annotated as atrial natriuretic peptide receptor 1. The transcript is spliced from 14 exons. Gene Ontology annotation, cellular component: membrane. Gene Ontology annotation, molecular function: ATP binding; peptide receptor activity; protein kinase activity. Gene Ontology annotation, biological process: receptor guanylyl cyclase signaling pathway; cGMP biosynthetic process; protein phosphorylation. Lineage: Eukaryota; Metazoa; Arthropoda; Insecta; Coleoptera; Tenebrionidae. Bases 1 to 3297 code for a protein of 1098 amino acids. The record is from RefSeq and is a predicted model, not a curated record.
AUGUCCAAUCAACUAAUUGUAACAAUGGUAUUAUUGUGGUGCGCGGGUUUAGAAGGAUCACAGCAACUCUUCGAUGAUAAUUUCCGAUAUUAUAACAUCGGGGUUUUGAUGGCAUCUCAUUUGGAUUCGCCUUUCGAUCUUGAAAGAUGCGGGCCUGCGGUUGAUAUGGCUUUAGAAGAGAUCAACGACAAAUUUUUAGCACAACACGGGAUCAAACUCAAAAAAGUCCAAGAAAGCUACCCUUCGUGCAGUGGCGUUCGUGCCCCCGGUCUGGCUGCCGACAUGCACUUCAAAUCGGAUGUAAUUGCAUUUGUGGGGCCCGCUUGUUUGUUUGCCCUUGAACCUGUUGCUCGCUUGGCGGCUUACUGGAACACUCCCAUUAUCACAGGAAUGGGCGAUCAGCCGCCCUCGGAAGGGGAACUCUCGGUAACUUCCGGAAUUCUGGGCCGGUUGCAGAAGUGGAACAAGAGCGACAGUGCCGGGAUCCUGAAGGACAAAAGCAAAUAUCCGACGCUGACCAGGAUGUCCUAUUGUCAAUGCAGGCUCAAGUCCGUUUUUUCAAGCAUUUUUAGGCAGUUUGGGUGGAGACAUAUUGCGCUUAUUUUAGACAGAUCGGAUUUGUUCUCUCUAACUGCUGGAAAAAACCUCGAACACGGCUUAAAAAAAGAAGGACUUCUUACUUUCAUGCGCGAAUUAGACGGGAACGACAACGAAUCCAUCGAUAACUAUCUCCGUGAUGCUAGCAUGUAUGCCAGAGUUGUGAUUCUAAGCGUCCGUGGAACUCUUGUACGAAAAUUCAUGCUUGUGGCUCACUCCCUUGGUAUGACUAAAGGCGACUGGACCUUCCUCGAUGUUGAAAUAUUUCAAGGAUCAUACUGGAAGGACCACGACUGGGAAGCAGGAGAUAGCAACGAUGCAGCUGCUAGAAAAGCAUACGAAGCACUUCUCCGAGUGUCUUUACUACAACCUACAAGCGACCAAUUCCAAGAUUUCUCCGAUAAAGUGAAAGAAAAAGCACUGAAAGAUUACAACUAUACGAUCAGUGAAAGAGAAGAAAUUAAUUUUGUUAUUGGGGCUUUUUAUGAUGGGGUGUAUUUGUUGGGAAUGGCACUGAACGAAACCUUGACCGAAGGUGGGGAUAUUAGAAAUGGAAUAAACAUUACGACGAGAAUGUGGUCGAGGGAUUUUCAUGGUAUUACUGGUCAUGUGCGUAUUGAUGAUAACGGUGACAGAGACGCCGAUUAUUCGGUCUUAGACUUGGACCCCAUCACAGGAAAAUUCGAAGUGGUGGCACACUACUAUGGAGUUCACAAACGCUACUCUCCAGUCACUGGAAAAAAGAUUCAUUGGCCUGGUGGUCGUGAAGGGGCCCCACCAGAUGUUCCACGAUGUGGCUUUAUGAAUAAUGACCCGGAAUGUCGAAAUCACGAAACCUACGUGAUAAUUCUCUACGGAUCUUUUGCACUUGGGGUCUUUCUAGCCCUAAUUAUCACAUUCACCUGCGUUUGUAAUAAACAAAUGAAAAUCGCUGCCGACCUCAACAACAUGUCCUGGAGAAUCCGCCCUGAAGAAGUAAUUCUAGAAACGGGUAAAUCAGCGUUUGGUUCUAAACUAGCCCUUCAUAAACUAACAGAAUCAUAUGGACUUAGAAGUGGCCGCGCUUCCAUUACUUCCACUAACUCACUUCAAACAAAAAUUUUUACCACUGUGGGCAUCUAUAAAGGAAGUCGUGUCGCUAUUAAAAAAAUCUCAAAAAAGAAAGUCGACAUUAAUAAAAAACUUCUUUGGGAAAUCAAACAGGUUCGAGACGUCACUCAUGAAAACACGGUGAGGUUUCUGGGGGCGUGUAUCGAGUGUCCUACUGUGCUUAUUCUUACCGAAUAUUGCCCCAGAGGGAGUCUGAAAGAUGUGUUAGAGAAUGAGGAAAUUCAACUCGACUGGAACUUUCGAAUGUCUCUUAUUCAUGAUGUUGUUAAAGGGAUGAGUUAUUUGCACAGUUGCGAAGUUUCAGUCCAUGGAAAACUGCGGUCGUGUAAUUGCCUCAUUGAUGGCCGCUUUGUCCUAAAAAUUUCUGACUUCGGGUUAACAACACUGACAACUCCACAGCAAGUCGAAAAAAAUGCCGACUAUUACAAAAAAAUGUUAUGGGUGGCACCUGAACUUCUUCCCCUGACAAUCGUUCCAGGCACUCCAGCAACACAAAAAGGGGACGUUUACAGUUUUGGUAUUAUUUUAGAAGAGAUAAUAGUCCGUGGAGGUCCUUACGAAGCCGCUCGCCAAUUUCUAGAAGCUCAUGAAAUCAUCGCAAGAGUCGCAACUCGUGAAAAUCCACCAUUUCGCCCAGCUGUCAGUUGCAGAGACUGUCCAGAGGACCUUUUAGAACUGAUGGAACGCUGCUGGAGCGACAAUCCGGAAGACCGACCGACUUUUGAUUCCAUUAAAAUAACUCUUCGCACCAUCAUGAAGGGAUUUUGUGAGAACCUCAUGGACGACUUAUUGAGACGUAUGGAACAAUACGCCAACAACCUGGAGGCUUUAGUUGGCGAAAAAACCGAACAACUCAGCCAGGAGAAGAGACGUUCGGAGGAACUUCUUUACCAAGUUCUUCCCCGACCUGUAGCCCAACAACUCAUGGCAGGAGAGAUAGUCCAGCCAGAGCAAUUUGAAUGUGUCACCGUUUAUUUCAGCGAUAUUGUCGGCUUUACGGCGCUUUGUGCCAAAAGCUCUCCCAUGGAAGUCGUCGAUUUUCUCAACGACUUGUAUAGCACUUUCGACAGGAUCAUAGGAUCUUAUGAUGUUUACAAAGUCGAAACGAUAGGAGAUGCUUACAUGGUAGUGUCUGGACUCCCAGAACGAAACGGAGACUUCCAUGCGAAGGAAAUAGCACUUCUGUCUUUAGCUAUUUUGGACGCUAUUCGUUGUUUCAGCAUUCAACAUAACCCCGACUACCAGUUAAAAGUCCGAAUUGGGAUUCAUUCAGGGCCGGUUUGUGCCGGAGUUGUGGGUCAACGCAUGCCUCAUUAUUGUCUUUUCGGAGAUACUGUGAACACAGCCAGCAGAAUGGAGAGCACUGGACAACCUUUGAAAAUCCAUGUCAGCGAGAUUACAAAAAAUAUUUUGGACAAAUACGGAACGUUCAAACUCGAAUUGAGGGGCGAGGUUGAGCUGAAAGGUAAGGGGUUUGUUACGACGUACUGGCUUUUGGGAAGUACUGAACCUGUAGCCAGGCCUCCUUCGCCCAUGGUUACAGCGGACCAAGACACUAAUCCAUAUCCACUAAUUUUUAUGGGAAAUUAAUGUGUGGUAAUAAAUUAA